AUGCUACGAAACGGCGGACACAGCAUGCACCAGGGAGAGGACACGAGGCUGCGCAGUGGGAACCCGGCGGCUUCCCGCGAAAGAAAGCACCUUGCCUUGUGCAUUAACAGCCAGGAGGAAGUGAGGAGAUAUCACCGCUUCUGUAACCACAGUGGAGGACAGGCUGUGAAGCAGGAGAGGAGUAGUUCUCGCCGCAGAGAGGAAGAUUUUGACAAUAAAAUUCAGCGCUCCGAGCAGCAGCACUUGGAAGUCAAGGCCACAGUGAUUCAGCGAGCCUGGCGUGCUAAACAGGGCCAAAAGAAGAACGUCCAGAGUUUGACAGUACCAUCCAGCCUCCGGAUGACUACUACAAUUUCAGCGCCCUGCACUGCCUUAGAGUAUGUGGUGGAUCUCCAGGAUGAUUCACAGUUGAGUGUGGUUCUCUGGGAGCUAGAGCGACGUAUACAGAUCUGCUAUGGCCAGUAUAAUGAGCUCCCUGGAGGAGAGCAGAGUGGCGUAGAAGCAGUGUAUAGGACAGCCUCAUGGAGGGAGGAGGAGAUGUCAUCUCUUCACCAGAUCUCCAACAUCUCUUAUGUUUUGUUAGCCCCACACCAUUACAGGCCGUUAAGCAGAUCAGAGGCCCUGUAA
Molecule: messenger RNA, 627 nt
Organism: Knipowitschia caucasica
Lineage: Eukaryota; Metazoa; Chordata; Actinopteri; Gobiiformes; Gobiidae
Source: the annotation of a GenBank genome assembly